AACUAAACUCCUAGGUUUGGUAGGAUUUCUGGCUGUCAAAAAUCAGGAUAUAUGUUUUCAGGACAGGCCAGAAAAACAGCUCUUGAAAUUAUGCUUUUAUACUGUAGUGUUUUGAAUUGCCUGCAAAUGCCUAUGUAUGAUAAGAGAGGACUCGUCCUGAACAACUUAUUUUCAAAAAAACCCAACGCAUAAAAGAUGGGAAGACAUGAAAUCUCCAGAUAAGAACUUUUAUUUCUUUUGAUAAUGCUGUAGCAAAUGUGUAUUUUGCCUUCAUUCUGUGGGGGGAGAAAAGAGAUUUAUAACAGUAACUUCUUUGUGAUGCAGAAUGUUGGGCCACUUGCUAGAGAAGAAUCAAACUUUAAGUGAUUUUUCCAAGUCUGUAGCAGAAUUGGGGAUACAAUUGCUCCUUCCUCUACCUAUUGAAAACCCCACGACCGAUACAUUUCCUUUUCAAUUUGCAAUGUUAAUAAAAUAAAUGUACUCUUGUAUCUUGAAUUACUGAAGCCUGUUCCUCAGUUAUAAUUACUGGUUGCUUUUUGUUUUUCUCCACAGCUGCCUUUACAAGGUUCUCUCCACAUCAGGAAAUCUGAAAAAAUGGGAUUUUUACAUCUCUCCAGCCAGCACUGAAAACGAAUGGGGAUUGCCUUGCUUUGCCUCUUUUUCCUAUUUCUGCAAAGAAAUAACAAUGUACAAGGGAAUUGCCCUCAGGAAAGUGCAGUGACUUGCGAAGAUUGUUUGCUUUCUGGACCACACUGUGCUUGGUGUUUUCAAGAGAACUAUAUGGACUCAGCUGGAAUUCACGGAAGGUGUGAUACUCCAGAAAAUCUUUUAUCAAAAGGAUGCCAGUUGAAUUUGAUGGAAUUUCCCAUUUCCAAAGUAGAAAUUCACAAAAACAAGCCCCUUAGUAUCGGAAUACAGAAGAACAAUUCUGAUGUCACACAGAUUUCUCCUCAAAAAUUAACUCUUUGGCUGCGACCAGGAUAUGAAGAAACAAUACAGAUCAAAGUUCGCCAAACUGAAGAUUAUCCAAUUGAUCUCUAUUACCUCAUGGAUCUUUCAGCUUCAAUGGAUGAUGAUCUGAAUACAAUAAAGCAAUUAGGUUCAACUCUUUCCAAAGAAAUGUCAAAACUGACAAGCAACUUUAGACUGGGGUUUGGAUCUUUUGUUGAAAAACCAGUUUCACCAUUUAUCAAAACUACAUCUGAAGAAAUAAACAACCCUUGCAGAAGUGUUCCAUAUGAGUGCUUACCCACCUUUGGAUACAAACAUGUUUUGCCAUUGACAAAUGAUUCAGAAAAAUUCAAUGAAAUUGUCAAAGGACAGAGAAUUUCUGCUAAUAUAGAUACUCCAGAGGGAGGAUUUGAUGCGAUUAUGCAGGCAGCUGUUUGCAAGGAAAAAAUUGGAUGGAGGAAUGAUUCUUUACAUUUGCUGGUGUUUGUGAGUGAUGCUGAUUCCCAUUUUGGGAUGGACAGUAAACUGGCAGGGAUUGUUAUUCCCAAUGAUGGGAACUGUCAUUUGGACCACAAUAACGAAUAUUCCAUGUCAACUAUUCUGGAGUAUCCCACAAUUGGACAAUUAAUUGACAAGCUUGUGCAAAACAAUGUUUUACUGAUUUUUGCUGUAACAAAGGAGCAAAUUCACAUAUAUGAGAACUACGCAAAGCUUAUUCCUGGAGCUACUGUUGGACGACUACAGAAAGAUUCUGGAAAUAUCCUCCAGCUGAUCAUUGCUGCGUAUCAGGAGCUGAGAUCCGAAGUAGAACUGGAGGUCUUUGGAGACACAGAAGGACUGGAUCUCUCUUUCACUGCAAUCUGUAACAAUGGGACCUUUUUUCAGCAUAAGAGGAAAUGCUCUCAUGUGAAAGUGGGAGAGAUAGUCUCUUUUAAUAUGACUGUAAGUCUCCCUACUUGCGAAAAAAAUAGAAGGCAUAUUGUGAUAAAACCCGUGGGCCUCAGUGAUGUCCUGGAAAUUGAAAUUCAUCCACAAUGCAGCUGUAGCUGUCAGGCAAAGGCUGAGGUGAACAGCUCAAAGUGCAACAAAGGGAAAGGAUCUUUUGAGUGUGGAGUCUGUAUCUGCGACCCUGGCUACAUGGGUCCACAUUGUGAAUGUGAUGAAAAUUUCCUCGGCACUAAAUCUUGCAAGGGCUCUGCAGAACAGAGCUCCUGCAGUGGCAGAGGUGACUGCUAUUGUGGACAGUGUGUUUGCCACUCAUCAAUGUAUGGAAAAAUUUAUGGGCCACACUGUGAAUGUGAUGACUUCUCUUGUGUGAGACAUAGAGGACUUCAGUGUGGAGGCAAUGGUGACUGUGACUGUGGUGAAUGCAUGUGCCACAGUGGAUGGACUGGUGAAUACUGUAAUUGCACAACCGACACUGGCUCCUGCAUUUCUGAGGAUGGGAUGCUGUGCAGUGGGAGAGGCGAGUGCAUCUGUGGGUCAUGUGCUUGCACACACCCAGGGGCUUCAGGCAGCACGUGUGAAAAAUGCCCUCUCUGUGACGACCCUUGCAGUUCCAAACGGAGCUGUGUAGAAUGUCAUUUGGCUUCUGAUGACAAGUCACAGGGAGAAUGCAGUGAAAAAUGUAAAUUGGUUGAUGCAACUGUCAGCACUGCAGAGGAUUACUCAGAGGAUAAAUCCAUUCCCUGCUCUUUGCAGGGGGAAAAUGAAUGUAUUACCACAUUUCUACUGACUACGGAUGAACAGGGAAGGACAAUUAUUCAUAGCAUAGAACAGAAAGAUUGCCCACUAUUUCCAAAUAUCCCAAUGAUAAUGGUGGGUGUCGCCCUGGCUAUCCUUCUCAUUGGCAUUGUUUUACUUUGUAUAUGGAAAAUACUAGUGUCAGUUCAGGACCGAAGAGAGGUGGCCAAGUUUGAAGCAGAAAGAUCAAAAGCCAAAUGGCAAACGGGAACAAACCCACUGUACAGAGGCUCAACCACCACUUUUAAAAAUGUCACUUACAAGAACCAAGAAAAGCAAAAAGUGGCCAUGACUGCAGAUUUCUAUUAGCGCCUCCAACGCUACAAACUUAGUUUUACUGGCAGGAAAACCUAAAAACACUAUUUCGCUUUUAUUUCUUCUCAGCUGGUUAUGUGGUAUUUGUUUGCACGCUGCAGUGGUAUAAUAAUUCUGUUAGAGAAAAUGUAUCUUGUGUUGGGGAAACUAUAGAUAACAUAUUAGUACUAAAAAUUAAUGGGAAUAUUAAAAAAACAACUUUAAUACUAAAGCCCUCCCUGAACUAAUCUUAGAAAGAUGGCAUCACCAAUAAUUUUAAUUUGCUCAUUAAUAAUGAGGAUUAAAAAUUAUCAUAAGUAAGCCUAUUUUUGUGAACUUAAGUAUGUACAGUGAGGUUUAUAUUACCUUGUUCACCCAUGCCAUGCUAUAUAUUUGUGUUUAGGUAUGUAUUUUUAGGAGUUUAUUUGGUGGGCUGGUUUAAAUUUAAAAGGAUAAAUUUUUCAUGAAUGCUGCUUAAACUACUGAGGUUAGAGGUUCCUCAUAUCAGCUGUGGGACUGAGUAAUUUUUCAUCAGAAACAAUUAGUGUUAUGGCCUGUCUUGCAUGUAUCUAAGGUAUCUAGAAAUACUUCCUUUCUAAUUCUUCUCUCUUGUCGUGUUUCCCUCCUUCCGUGUCCUUGAAUCCCUUCCUGUUUGAUGUUCUUUAAGAAUCCACUCCCUGAAGUUAUCUCAGGGAAAGCUAAAUCAAACCCUUAUUCGCUUGCAUAGUUGUUUUUUCAUUCCAGGUAUAGACUGCUUUUUGUUUUCUUUCCUUUGAAUUCUAGUAGAGAGGACCCAGAGUGAAAAAGAAAUAUUUGUAAAUUAGAGAACCCAGAGGAGAAACUUUAAACCAGAGGAUUAGCAAAAGAAAAAGUCUUUUCACCAUUUCCAUCCUAUUUAGGCACUCAAAAUAAACCUCUCAUGGGCUGUGGCAUGAGCCCUUUACGUGCAGGAAAAUUUCACACACAAAGACUUACUAUCACGCACAAAGACAGUCGUCUUUUGUUGAUACAUCCUAAAUUAUGAGUUUUUUUUUCAAUGCCCAGCAACCAAACUAUUUAUUCAUGUGAGAAAUAAUAUAUUCAGCUCUUUUUGGCAGGUUUUUCAAACUAGGCAGCAAGUAGAACUAUGAAUUUCAUUUGAUAUUCAUUUCCAUGACACUAAUGAGGAUUUUUAAAUCUCAGUUUUAACUACAGUUAUUAAUGACUUGUCAUAAAUUGUAAUGCUGUUAUCAUACACAUCACUAGGAAAAAAUUCUCUCCCAAAAUCAGCUAACAUGAUGGCAUAAAAAUGACAGUAUUGGACUAUUUUAAGCUAAUGGUAAUGUAAUUUACUUCUUAAUAUCAUUUUUUAAUAUUCUGGAAUAGAUGGUCAAAAUGUACAAAUGAAUGUACACGAAAGAGAAGGAUUAGAAAACAAAGGUACAUUGACACAUAUCACAGACUAACUAAUUACGUACAUUCCCUAAGGUAAAGCAUGUAUUUGAUCUAAAAAGACUUGAUAUUUUCCAUUUUUCAAUAAAUAUUUACAAAGUCUGUGCAACUUCAGUCUCUAUAUCCUUUGCAGUUACUGGAUGUGAGACUGAUAUUUUAGAUGCCUGUUUUAGGGCCUGAUUCAAAGCCUAUUGGAGUCAAUGGCUACAGACGAGGAUCUAGUUUCAGUGAAACUAUUAGUUUUGGUUUACAAAGAUUGUUUUGUUUAAACAAACUGGUUAAUAGUGUCUACUAGUGGAUUAGAACCUACAUUAUCUAUUUCUGUGCAAAGAGAAAUAAACAAUAUCAGAUGCCUUUGGAAAGAAGGUGAUGCUAUAAUCACGUAUGACAUACAAAAUGAUUGCAGUGUGAAGGAAACGAUGGCUAUCAUUAAACUGGAACAGGCUAAUUACAGGUUCAAGUCUGUUCUCUUCAGUACUCUUGCAUAUCUCAUAAUGAAAGCUGUGCACGGACAAAGGCCUGAUCUGCAAUCCUUCCAGCCACUAGACACCCACAGAUGUUAGUGCAAGUUAUAUAUGGUACCCAAACCGGUUUCCCUAGCACAUGAAUAAUCUCAAUGGAUGCAAAGUUGGCCCCCUGGAUUCAGUGCGAGUUUUGUCUCAGACUCCACUCAGGUCAGGAUUGCUUAAAGGACUAGGGAAAUUUGGAUUUAGCCUAUGGAAAAUAGCUGUUACUUUUUUUUUUUUUUUUUAAGUAGAAGUCAUCAAAUGACAAUCUUUUUAUGAAAAAAAAUAUUACUUCCAAAGUAAUAAACAUCUAUAUUGUUUACUAAAUAUCUUCUAAGUUCUGUUUCUGAGAUGGCUGAUUCUGCAGCUCAAUACUGGGGUUGAGACCCCUUCUUUUGUAGGUCAGCAAUUUCAAUAUUAAAUUACUUUUCAGUAUUCCAAGGUUUUUACUGAAGUCAUGUUCACAUUUCACAUAAAACUAUUGGUGGUCUACAUUCCCUGUUCCUACAGAUUUCAUUUCACAAAACUGCUCAAACUGUUCCCAUCGUUUGUAUCUUCUGUUCUUCAGCAAGGAUCCAAAAGGGUGUGGAGAUAAUGUUUACAGUCCAAUUAAUCCUCCUAGCAAUCUUCCUGCAAAUCAUUAAUGAUGUAUAGAAACCAGGCAGUGUGUUUUGCAGUUUCUCUGCUCUGAUUGUACUAUAACUUUUCUGUGCAUAUUCAAAAUUGUCAGAAUGAAAAUCACUCAAAUAAUUCAUCAGAAGAGAGAAAACAGAAGGGCUUGGUGAGAAAGACCUCUAUCAUUGAGGGAGAUCCAAUAAUUAGGUUCAUUCACAAGAGCCAUUCUUUUAACAGCAUUAAUUUAGAUAAUAAAUUUUGACUAAAAUCCUAGAUUUAAAGAACUUUCAAGGUCUCACUUGGCUUUCGCCCUAGAAACAAGAGUGGUGUUCAUCAUCUUUGUUAAUUGUAUUAUUUUUAUCUUGUAGCAUUUGUAUCAAAGUUCUUCUUUUCUUUCCUUUUUUCCCCACCAAAUUAUGAGUGGGUUUGUGUGGUGAGUGGGAUGGAAAAGUCUUUCUGCUCUUUUCAUGAUUAUUGUUUUGACCUGAGGCUGGACCUUGAGAAAGGCCAAAACAAUUUUAAUAGAAACACUUCUAUUCACUGAAGAGUUAAACUAAAUAAAAGAAUAAUCAUCAGCAA
Dromaius novaehollandiae (emu) is the source of this 6119-nucleotide messenger RNA. It is a transcript of the gene ITGB6, whose product is annotated as integrin subunit beta 6. Gene Ontology annotation, cellular component: cell surface; integrin alphav-beta6 complex; focal adhesion. The record is from RefSeq and is a predicted model, not a curated record. Gene Ontology annotation, molecular function: integrin binding. The transcript has 16 exons. The coding region runs from base 634 to 3003 and encodes 789 amino acids. Lineage: Eukaryota; Metazoa; Chordata; Aves; Casuariiformes; Dromaiidae. Gene Ontology annotation, biological process: cell-matrix adhesion; cell adhesion mediated by integrin; cell migration.